AUGGCGUCCACAGAAACAAACUACCGCUCCGAGCUGUCGGGCUUCCGAUGGGCACAAGGAAGGACAGACGACUCGAGACCACAAAACGCAUCGGGAGGAAGCUAUCUCUCUACAAUCACUAAUAGUAUCUCAGGCUACGUGCCAUUACGGUCGAAUGAACGCACAAAUGAAGAGGAAGCCUAUCUGAGCUUAAGCAGAUGGGAGAGGUUCCUCGGCUUUCUAGCAUGCAUUGCUGGUGCAGCAGUAUGCUUCUUCUUCUCGUUCAUCUUCUUGUCACCGCCGAUCCUCGCAUUGCGGCCACAAAAGUUCGCACUCGCAUUCUCGCUCGGAAGCAUGCUGUUCAUGAUCGGCUUCUCCAUCCUCUCAGGACCAUUGGCGCAUCUCAAACACAUCUGCAGCAAGGAACGUCUGCCAUUUUCAGUCGCAUACUUCGGAUCGCUAGGAUUGACGAUCUACUUUGCAGUAGGACCACGCAAGAUGCUUCCUACACUCAUUUGUGCGAUCGUUCAAGUGGGUGCAUUGGCAACGUAUCUGGCAGCAUACUUCCCCGGUGGUACGACGACACUAAGGUACGGUGGAAGCAUGUUGAUGCGCGGUGGAGCUUCGUUGUUGCCGAUCUAA
Messenger RNA from Ustilago hordei, 621 nucleotides. Its product is annotated as related to SFT2/YBL102W. Gene Ontology annotation, biological process: vesicle-mediated transport. Gene Ontology annotation, cellular component: membrane. The coding region runs from base 1 to 621 and encodes 206 amino acids. NCBI's taxonomy places the organism in Eukaryota, Fungi, Basidiomycota, Ustilaginomycetes, Ustilaginales, Ustilaginaceae. The record is from RefSeq and is a predicted model, not a curated record. The transcript has 2 exons.